Molecule: messenger RNA, 4608 nt
Organism: Notodromas monacha
Lineage: Eukaryota; Metazoa; Arthropoda; Ostracoda; Podocopida; Cyprididae
Source: the annotation of a GenBank genome assembly
AUGUUCAAGGCAAGAGAAGUAAUUGACGACAACAACGAUCGUGCUGAGCUCACCGAAACUGUCGCAAAUGUGUCAAUCACCAUCCAGGAUGUGAAUGACGAGCCUCCACGGUUUUCUCAGAAAGAAUUCCAAGCUCGAAUUCCUGAGAAUGCGGCUCUUGGCACGCCACUCGUCGGGCUGGAUAUCCGUGUGUCGGACUCAGAUAAUGGCCCGCAUUCCAUGUUCAAUUUGGAACUCCGAGACCCCAGCGGAUUUUUCUCUCUGGAACCAUCACGAGGCGCUGGAUCAGUGGCUGCGUCAAUUCGUUUGAUGAAAACCCCGUUGGAUUACGAAGAUCCAAACCAGAGGAAGUUUGUCCUCAUCCUUACAGCACGGGAAAACGGAACACAGCAGCUCUUGUCUUCCACUGCUUCCGUGAUUGUUUCCGUCAUCGACGUGAAUGACAACCGCCCCGUUUUCUCGAGUUCUAUGUACACCGCUACAAUUUCCGAAUCUGCCGUGGGUGGAACAACUGUAACGACCGUGGCAGCGACUGACUCAGAUUCUGGAGACUUUGGUGUCCAGUCGCUGCGAUAUUCUCUGUCAGGAAUCGGCGCCGAAUUGUUUAGCAUCGACGAAGCGACAGGAACGAUUGUUGUUGCUCAGUGUUCUUCGCCUGGAGUAGAACCGUGUGCUGAUUUUGAAACGAGAUCCAACUAUUUUCUUCACGUGCAAGCUGCUGAUGAGUCCGGACGCGGGUUCAAAGCUUUUGCGUCCUUGAAAAUUGCUUUGGCUGAUAGCAACGACAACCCGCCGAUUUUUGAAAAGCGGAAAUAUGAGGCCAGAAUCCGUGAAGGAGAAAAACAGCCAAGCAUGCUGGUGAAAGCGACCGACGCGGAUGUAACCAGCGAAGUGAUUUAUUCGCUGAAAUCAAUUGGAGCUGAUGUUGACGACGAAGGAUCCGGUUUGAACAUUUUCACGGUGAACGAAAGAACUGGCAAGAUAACCGUCGUGAAUCAAACUUCGGGGGCAGUACUGCCAAGCCACAUGAGAGGACACAAGGUAUUUCUCGUUUUAAGUGCAACAGACGGGAUUCAUAAAGACUCUUGUGAAGUGGAAAUCGUGAUUGAAGACACCAACAACAACGAACCGGUAUUUUCUUUGAGUCGGUACGAGGUUACGCUACCAGAAGGCACUAAAGUAGGAGAAAAUAUAAUUGCGACAUUAGCGGAAGAUGCUGAUGUUGGAAACAAUGCCGCAAUUCAAUAUCGUCUUCAUUCUGGCGCCUUCGGGGAUUUUGAAAUUAAUCCUGAGUCUGGAGUGGUUACACUUGUGAAGAAGUUGAAUUUUGAAAGGCAUCCGGAGUACAAUAUGGUGAUCCUUGCGGUUGAUCAAGGUACUCAUCCGUUGACUGGAACAGCGACUCUGGUAGUUGAAGUGAUCAGUAAUACGCAAGUGUUACCAGUUUUUUAUCCCAUGGUGCAGAGGUUUUCCGUCCACGAGGAUAUUGAGCAAAGAAUAAUUGAGGUUACGGUGGUUGAUGUGAAUGACGAUCCCCCGGUUUUUAUUGAUGACGAUGGCACUGGGGAAUACAAGAUGAAAGUGCAGGAGGGGCUUCCGUCUGGAACAUUGUUGAGACGAUUCUUGGCUGUUGAUAGGGAUUCGGCUAUUUCGCAUUACACGCUUCGUCUGCCUCCAAACUCACCCGAGUAUUUUGUUGUUGACGAAAAGUCAGGCAAGUUUUCCUCCUGCAUUACUUACUUUUUAUCCUUUUUAUUGGGUGUCAAAAAAAAACCGAGCUGUGGCAAAGUCGGCCAGUUAAUGACUGGGUCGUCCGAACUCGAUUUCGAGACAACGGAAGAAGUGGAAUUUGAGCUUGAAGUUUUUGACUCUGGCAUGCCACAACUCUCCGCUACACUAAAAGUACUCGUGGAGCUUUUGAAUGUGAACGACGAGUCUCCUGUCUUUUCACUCGCGAAGUAUGAAGUCGAAAUAAAAGAGAACGCAGGUCGCAGCUCUCCCGUGGCCAUGGUUGAAGCCACAGACAAGGACAAAGGAGAGUUUGGUGUAGUCGCAUAUGGACUUUCUGGUGAUCUGGCGAGAGAUUUUCAGAUUGAUGGGAGUGGAACUAUCACCGUGGUCAAUGCUGCUUUACUUGACCGUGAAGUGUCCUCCACUUUAACGGUUUAUGCCACUGCAACGGACGGUAAAAACGUUGCCACUGUACCAGUGAUUCUCACAUUGCUGGACGACAAUGACAACCCUCCCGUGUUCGAUCGUCGAGAAUACGAAGUAACUGUUGAAGACCGAGUUUCCGUGGAGUCUCCGGCGGUGCUCAUUCGUGUGCAAGCCUCUGACCCUGAUGAAGGCCUUGGGGGCUCAUUACUGUACUCGAUUGUCAGUGGCAACACCGACGAUGCCUUCCAGUUGGACCCCAUUAAAGGAUUUUUGCGGGCGUCCGGAAAGCAUCCGUUAUGGAACUUGCCCUCAAAACCUGAAAUCGUCGAGCUUAAGGUCCGUGUGAGAGAUGGAGCUGGUCAUGGCCCAUUCUUUGACGAAACCAUUGUCCGCCUCCAUUUGCGGAAAUCCAACCGCUACCGCCCAGUCUUCGUUAGACCAACAACACCCAAUCUAGUGAUCCGCCUGACGGAAAAUGAGGCAGCUCGAACACUUUAUAUGUUUUUGGCAGAAGACGCCGAUGGCAAUGAUACCCGGAAUGGUCUAGUGUCGUACCACUUGAAAACUGGGAGUGAAAAUGUGCAAGAGGUUGGCCCAUUCUUCAUGGUUGAAUCAACGGGGGAGCUAUCGUUAGAAAGGAGCUUGGAUAGAGAAGCCGAGUCAGAAUUCAAAUUGAUCGUCGUGGCCCAAGAUGGCGGCGGACCUUUGCCACUGGAAACAUUGCUGCCUGUUUCUGUGAUUGUUGAAGACGUGAAUGACAACGACCCGGUUUUCGAACCGAAUUCGCUGGAGUUGGAAGGAAAUAACGAUUAUUUGACGCAUUUGUUUGAAGUUUCGGAAGGGGCUGCCAUCGGAACCAUCGUUGGGGUUUUGGAAGCCGAAGACGCGGACGAAGGGAAAAACGCGCGGAUAUUCUAUCAUUUGGUUGCCAGAGAUUCGGCGAAGAAGAAGAAAUUUGCGGUGGAUCUGAUUCGUGGGGAGAUAGUUUGUCUGAAGGCAUUGGACAGAGAAGAAAAGAGCGAGUAUGAAAUGGUUGUUCUUGCUUCGAACUCGCCCGAGUUUCCUGCCAUGUGGCGCAACUUGACGUAUGGUGAUAUUUUUAAUGACACGAAAAAUCACAGCCCAUCGUUGGCGUUUGUGAGGAUUAAUAUCUUGGAUCUCAACGACAACGCGCCGAAAUUCGCCAAGAAGAUGUAUUAUGCUGCAAUCCCAACGAAGGCGGGAGUCGGUUACUCCUUCAUGAAGUUGAAAGCUCGUGAUCCCGACUUCGGCAUCAACGGAACUGUGACUUACCGCAUCAGUUCAUCGAAUCUACACCGCGUCGGUUCCAACGACUCUCUUGGAUCCGUAGUUCCGUCGCCUUUUGCAAUCAAUUCCGUGACAGGGGAACUUUCCACGAGCAUUUUGGUUGAAGAAUUUAGAGCGGACUGGUUUCUCCUUGAAAUUGCCGCAAAAGAAAUUGCUGAACCUUUCCGAGUAGCCACGUGCUUUGUUGAAGUGUGGUUUCACAAGGAAGAGCAAGUUAUUCGUGUUGUGAUGGCGAAGGCGCCUGAAGAAGUGGCCACUGAGGAAGUGCAAGGUGGGGUUGUCGGGGAAUUGAGUCGGCUGAGUGGGGCUCAGCUCGUUCCUGCGGGCUUGAGGCAUCAUAUUGACCAGUAUAAUCAUCUUCAGCCAUCCUGGACGGACUUGGCAGUGAUAGCAGUUCAUCCACAAAAACGUGUCUUAAUGGAUGUCUCGGAAAUACUUUUUGCUGUCGACACAAAUUACGAUUUCUUGAGGCAGCACUACCAAGAUUACAGCAUCGAAAAUGUCGUGCCUGCUGUGGAGCCGGUAAAAACGAGUAUGGAAGAGCUGAAGCCGAUGGAAAUUCUUUUGAUUGCUCUCGUUUUAGUUUUGAUUAUUGGCUUGAUAACGGCUAUCUCAGUUUGCUGUUGCCUCAAGCACUGGGUUCCGAAGCCAUCCAAGGAAUACAGUGACAAAGUUGGCAUUAUCCCACCGCUCCCAGAGCCAGAAAAUGGAACCACGAAUCCUUUGUGGCUUGGUAGUAACGCAACAUUACCAAUGAGCCCCAGUAAGAUCUACGAAGAACAGGAGUUGACCAUGCAAGUUAGCCCUGGUCAAGAUCCUAAUUUACAUAACAACCACGCGCCAUCUCCAACCGAUGUACACAGCAAUGUGUAUGCUGCCAUUGAAGCAGACGGGGACGUUUCGAGAGAUAACGGAGAUACAAGGGAUUCCAGCACGAACCCAGAAGACACAAUGUACUUGGGAGAGUAUGCCACUUUGAGGAAUAGCCCGCCAAUACCUUGGCAGGGACCAAGAAUACCCGGCAUGGGCAGUACGUUUCCGUACGAAGAUAUGCCUUCGUGGGUCGACAGGAGCUUCAACGGACCGAUGGGUCGGAACGGUAACAGUGACCCACCAGUCAUUGUGGGAGAACUUCUUGAUUGA